This is a messenger RNA of Entamoeba invadens IP1, 3342 nucleotides long. Its product is annotated as long-chain-fatty-acid CoA ligase, putative. NCBI's taxonomy places the organism in Eukaryota, Evosea, Mastigamoebida, Endamoebidae. Bases 1 to 3342 code for a protein of 1113 amino acids. Gene Ontology annotation, cellular component: membrane; endoplasmic reticulum. The transcript has a single exon. Gene Ontology annotation, molecular function: long-chain fatty acid-CoA ligase activity. The record is from RefSeq and is a predicted model, not a curated record. Gene Ontology annotation, biological process: long-chain fatty acid metabolic process.
AUGGAAUAUUUGAAUUCAUUGCUUUCAUAUUUAUCAUCAUCGAGUUGUAGCACAUCAGAAGACAUAAAACUGAUUGAGCAUAUGAAAAAUCGGACAUCAGUAGUUGGGUGUUUAAUGUGUGGGUGCGAGAUCUUACCCCCAAGUGAGUAUUACAAUUGUAGUGUCUGUGAUGAUGGCUUUCAUAAUAUAUGCCCGAGUUGUAUUCAAUAUGCAAAAGAAGACACCUGCCACAAAUAUUAUAAAGAGAUCUUACCAUAUGCAUUAAACAAUUUCAAAGCAAUAUCAGCUCCCACUUAUUCGACAUGUCUCUUGAAUAUUAUACAUUUGUAUGAGGAAAGGCGAUGUAUAGGGUAUCGACUGUUCUGUGGACAAGUGUUGGAAGAUUACAAGUGGCUUUCAUACAAACAAGUUGGCAUGUAUGUGAAUUCCAUUGUAAAAUUUUUGAAAGAACAUUCCAUUGAAAUAAACAGCGAAAUUAUUAUUUGCGCCGAUUGUUGUCCAGAGAGUUAUAUAAUAUUAAUAGCAUCACUUAUAGCUAACAUGAUUUGUAUACCUUUACAACACACUGUUUCUAAAGAGCAAUUUGAAAGUGUUCUUUUAAAGUGUCACUCUCCUCUUCUAUUUAUUUCUAAACAUCUUCAACACGUGUUUUCAAAGUGUCUCUCUCAAUUUAAAUUUGUGUUUACAGUGGACGACUGUUAUGAAGCAUAUGACGUUAAUAGUAAAGAGCCUCAAACGAAGACAUAUCCGCCACUCUCUUCUAUUCUAUUUUUAGACGAAAAAGAGGAGACUUUAGAUAUCGAUCAAACCAAUAUUAAUGACCAAACACCAAGACUUUUGCUAUCUACAAGUGGGUCUACUGGCAUCCCUAAACUGGUGAUUGAGACGGAAAAGAUGUUAAAAAGUCAAUUAGUAGAAACCAAAGGAAACAUAGAAACUAUAACUGUCUCGUUUACUUUAAUACGACAAUUAGGAAAUAUUUUGAGUAAAGGGGGAGCAAUAGCAUGUUAUAGUGGAUCUUUAGAACGGUUAAGAAAGGACAUUUUAUUAGUUCGCCCGACGUUCUUUGGUGCAACUCCGUCCUUUUGGAAUUCGUUGUACAGUGAAUUUAAAAUAGAAAAGGGCUCAUUGAGCGACCCACUUUCUCUUGAGACAUUCAAAAAGAAAAAAGUGCUUGGCAACCGGUGUAAACAAGUUUUGAUAACUGGAGCGAAGAGUUCCGAUUACAUUAAAGAAUUUCUCUUUAAAAUUGGAUUAGUAGUAACUGAUGGAUAUGGUACCAGUGAGACUGGAUCACUCAUUAAUAUGACAACAGGAAAAGUGAAUGAAGGCGUUGAAUUAAAACUCAUUGACUGCGAAGAAAUGGGAUUUUAUGUGACGGACACCCCACCCCGUGGAGAAGUCGUCGCGAAGACUCAAACGAUGACGACGGGAUACUUUGGAGAUGAUGAACUCACAGAGAAGAUGUUUACUCAAAUUGAUGGAGUGAAGUACUUCAAGACGGGGGAUGUUGGGAUGAUCGAAGACGGAAGAGUCAAAAUUAUUGAUCGAAAGGCGUUUUGUUUUAAAACACAACAAGGCGUUUUUGUGACGCCAACGGUUAUAGAAAAUGCUUUGAUUGGAGUUCUUGGGAUCGAACAGAUUUUCGUUUUUGGGGGAAUAGAAAUCAAUGGAGUUAUGGGUGUAGUCUAUCCAACUGUAAAUUCUCCACUGCAAUAUAACGACAUUUUAAAGAAUAUAAAAGAAAGAAGCAAAGAAAAACAAAUGAAAAUCUAUGAAACGGUGAGUAAAGUAAUUAUAGCAAAAGAUAGAUUUGGAGUCGAAAAUGGAUUAUUAACUAGUAAUGGUAAAUUGAACAGAAACAAAUUACUAGAAAGAUAUAAGAAGUAUAGCUUUUGUCUUGGAUUUGUUAUUGUGGAAGCUGAAGAAGAGACGGCUAUUCUUCAACAAAGCGAAAAGGGCGAGGAACCGGCACAAAACGAAAAAUGUGAGAGGGGCGCUGUAUCACAGAAAAUGGAAAACAUUUUGAGAAAUUGUGUGAAAGGAAUUGAAAAGGUGAAAACUAUUGAAAGCGUUUUGGAAUACAAAUUGACGGAUUUUGGCGUCGAUUCUAUUUGUAUGGCUUUGAUUAGUAAAAGUAUACAAGACGCCUUUGGCGUCUCCAUUUCGGUUCUUCUUUUAUAUAAAAUGCGUAAUAUUAAAGAAAUAGAAAAUUAUAUCAACACAGGGACUUUUCUUGAAAUUGAAGAAAAUUGGGAAAAUGAGAUCACCAAACAUGUGAUUCCCUAUAAAGCAAUUCCAGAAGUUAAUUUGACUCCAAAACGAACAAUUUUGUUACUUGGCGCAACGGGUUUUGUUGGGAAAUUUAUACUAAGAAGUUUGUGUGAUAUUAAAGAACGUGUGAUUUGUGUUGUGAGAGGACAAAACGUGAAACGGCGUCUUUUGGAUAUUUUCAAUGAAAUAACGCAAUUUGAACCAAAAGAGAAAAGAGAAGAAAUAACACAGUGGUUUGAAGAGCAAGUGACUGUCUUAAGUGGGGAUGUGACUCAACCCAAUUUUGGGAUUUCAAAACUAUAUUGUGAAGUUUUACAAACCAUAAAAGUUAUUAUUAAUUCAUGUGGACGAACACAUAUGUUAGAAUCCUAUGACAAUUUAUACCCACAAAAUGUUAUUCCCAUGACAACUUGUGUUACGUUGGCACAACAAAAUAAAGCAUUUCUAAUACAAAUAUCAUCGUUGAGUUGUUUGAGUGGGUCUGGCAUUAAUGAAGAAGUGAAAGAUGUUCCAAUGACCUCUAUUGAUCGAUUAAAUGGAUAUGCACAGUCGAAGUUAAUAGCAGAGAAAAUCAUGUUAAAGAAUGAAGGGUAUUCAAAGUGCAUUAUACGUCUUGGAACAGCAGGUUUUGACAGAGCAAGUGGUGUUGCAAAUCUUCAAAGCAAAUACAUAAGACUCAUCAAAAGCAUUCUAAGUAGUAAUAAAGUCUGUUAUGAAGAGAAGUCUCCACUUCCUCUCGAAAUCCCUUUUGUGCCAAUCGAUUACUGUGCCGAGUGCGUUAAAAAGAUCAUUCAAAUGUACUUUGACAAGAAGAUUCAAGAAGACAGUGUGACUUGUUACCAUUUGAGUUGCCAGAGUUAUACUACAUUGGAAGAAACACUAAAAUCGGUUCAACUUGAAAGAGUGAGUCCAGAUGAAAUGAAAAGGUAUUGCUGCGAUUUCGAGAAAAAAGAUUUGGGAGUGUGCCCAUCUGUUAAAAACACUGUUGCACUUUGUGGAGAAGUCCCAAAAUACUCACAACUGGAAUUUACUCGCUUUUUAACAUGGCUGAGUAAACAAGAAAUAUAA